CUGUAGCACCCAAGUCUCCCUUUUUGCAGCUGAGCCUCACUGAAGAUUCCGGCGUGGAGAGUUGCCUCCGCUCCCCCAGGCGUGGGAAAGCCAGCCCGGCUCCGUUUGUUUGUGCAAAGCAGCUGGAGGGGUGGGACGGGCCCACGCAGGACGGCAGGCAAGGAAAUGCUCCGGCCGCCCGGAGUUACAGCCUCCUUCCUUAAGCGACAACUUUUUGAGCAAACCGCUGCAGACGAGGAAGUGCCCGUGGGGGAGGGCUUUGUCCCAGAGAAGAGAGGAGGAAGGAACGGAGGCAGAGGGGGAGGGAAAAGAGCAUUUGUGUGCGCUGCUUUGCCUUGGGGCUGCUGCACCUCUGCACCCGGAGAGGAGAGCCCAAGGAAUCCUCCUUCUGGCCAGCUCUGCUGAGAAGCAACAGUUCAGCCGCCGAGAUCUGGGGCUGUCUUGGCUAGGCCGGACAUGAGGGUGCGGCUGGCCAGGCGCUGGUCCUGGCUUGGCAGAGCAUGCCUUUUCCUGGCGCUCUUGACGGCUGCUGCUUUCAUGCUGGAGCUGUCCAUCUCUGGCUUCCAGGAGACGUCCUCUGGGAGCGGUGUCACCCGCCGGCGGUGGGAGAGACGCUUCUCAGGCCAGGCCGAAAACCCCGAGGAGCUGGCCCGACCCCUCUAUGAGAAAUCUUCCUCGGAUUCCUACGGCUUAGGCGAGUGGGGCAAGCCGGCCCACCUGCAGCUGGGCCCCGAGGAGAAGAAGCUAGAAGAGGAGCUGAUCGAGAAAUACGCCAUCAACAUCUACCUGAGCGACAAAAUCUCUCUGCAUCGCCACAUCCAAGACAGCCGGAUGCCAGAGUGCAGGGCCAAGGCCUACGACUAUCGCAAGCUGCCCACCACGUCGGUCGUCAUCGCGUUCUACAACGAGGCCUGGUCCACGCUGCUGCGGACCAUCCACAGCGUGUUGGAGACUUCGCCCGCCAUCCUGCUGAAGGAAAUCAUACUGGUGGACGAUUUGAGCGACAAGGCCUACCUCAAGGGGGAGUUGGAGCGGUACAUCAGCGACCUGGAGAGGGUCCGUUUGAUAAGAACCAACAAGCGGGAAGGGCUGGUUCGGGCCCGCCUGGUCGGGGCUACCUACGCCACGGGGGACGUUCUCACCUUUCUGGACUGCCACUGCGAAUGCGUUCCUGGGUGGCUGGAGCCGCUUCUGCAACGGAUCUCUGAGAACAAGAGUGUGAUCAUUUGUCCGGUUAUUGACACCAUUGAUUGGAAUACAUUCGAGUUUUAUAUGCAGUCUGGGGAGCCGAUGAUUGGGGGGUUUGACUGGCGGCUGACGUUUCAGUGGCACUCCGUGCCGGAGUAUGAGCGGCAAAGGCGGAAAUCCAGAAUCGAUCCAAUAAGGUCCCCUACAAUGGCCGGGGGAUUGUUUGCAGUGAGCAAAGAGUAUUUCGAGUAUUUGGGCACGUAUGAUAUGGGCAUGGAUGUCUGGGGAGGAGAGAAUUUGGAACUCUCUUUUCGGGUAUGGCAGUGCGGAGGCAUCUUAGAGAUCCAUCCUUGUUCUCAUGUGGGCCAUGUGUUUCCUAAGCGGGCGCCAUACGCCAGGCCAAACUUCCUCCAAAACACCGCCCGUGCUGCCGAGGUGUGGAUGGACGGCUAUAAGGAACAUUUCUACAACAGAAAUCCUCCGGCGCGGAAGGAAAACUACGGAGACCUUUCCGAGAGGAAACUCCUGAGGGAGCGCUUGAAGUGCAAAAACUUCGAUUGGUAUUUGGAGACGAUAUUUCCUCAUCUGCACGUGCCAGAGGAUCGGCCGGCCUGGCACGGCGCCAUCCGCAGCAUGGGCAUUUCCUCGGAAUGUCUAGACUACAACUCACCUGAGCACAAUCCGACCGGGGCCCACCUUUCCCUCUUCGGCUGCCACGGCCAAGGAGGUAACCAGUUCUUCGAAUACACUUCCAACAAAGAAAUACGGUUUAACUCCGUGACGGAACUCUGCGCUGAAGUUCAAGAGCCGAACGACUUUGUGGGCAUGAGAAACUGCCCCAAAGACGGAGCUGCAAUCCCAGACAGCAUCGUAUGGCAUUUUAAAGAGGACGGGACGAUUUAUCACCCUCGCUCGGGAAAAUGCCUCAGCGCCUAUCGCACUCCGGAAGGAAAACCGGACGUGCAAAUGAGGACCUGUAAUUCGGCAGAUAAAAAUCAUGUGUGGCGGUUUGAGAAAUAGAAAGGCCUGCAAACCAGGAAUCCUUCCUCAUGAAGGAUUUACAUCCCCACAGACAUGGGUUUUAGGCCUGGUCAGAUCUAAAACAACUUCAUACAUUGUUAAUUGGAAAACUGCUGUGAACUGGGAUUCUCCCCCCCUCCCGCCUUGUUAAAAAUAUUUUGGAACUUGCCAGUUUUAAGUGCCUGUUAUUCUAAAUUAAGGUGCUCCUUUGCAAUCUUAUUUGCCUUGUAGUGGGGGUGGAAGUUACACCGCCUCGGUUAAACUCAAUGUUUAUUAAUGUUAAGUGCAAAGAUGUCACCCGAAGGGGAACGAUUUCAAAUCCUGUCCGUUUGACAGAGCCACAGGAAACCUUUCCUAUUCUAAGGAAUAUUCAUGAUAUUUGGCUUUGUGAUGGUGUUUUUUCAGUGCUGACCUACAAAGAGACAUAUGACAGUUUGGGAAGAGUAUGAUUUUUAAAGAACUGGCUUAAUCGGCCUUACCUAAGCUCACUUUUCUGGUUUUUGUGACUUUGCGUUUGGCACAUCCUAGGUUUAUUUUACCUGCCAGUGACGUCCUGAAAGGGAAGGGCAUUUGUAGGUUAUUCGGAGUCACAGUAAGGCAGUUGUAGGAGAGAUGCACUAUAUGGUGGGGGAAAGAUCCUGAAAAACUCUUCUUCCUUGUACCAAAAACUUUUGACCUGAUAUUAAUUCAGGUAUUUUUUAAAAAGAAUGUCAGCAAUUGGUCAUUGUUCUCCUUAGGAAGUCUGCUGUAGCACUUGUUCAAAUAAUCUCUAGCAAAGCUGUC
Messenger RNA from Sphaerodactylus townsendi, 2991 nucleotides. It is a transcript of the gene GALNT4, whose product is annotated as polypeptide N-acetylgalactosaminyltransferase 4. Gene Ontology annotation, cellular component: Golgi apparatus. Lineage: Eukaryota; Metazoa; Chordata; Lepidosauria; Squamata; Sphaerodactylidae. Bases 457 to 2208 code for a protein of 583 amino acids. The transcript has a single exon. The record is from RefSeq and is a predicted model, not a curated record.